Molecule: messenger RNA, 231 nt
Organism: Penicillium concentricum
Lineage: Eukaryota; Fungi; Ascomycota; Eurotiomycetes; Eurotiales; Aspergillaceae
Exons: 2
Coding region: 1-231 (76 amino acids)
Source: RefSeq, a predicted model, not a curated record
AUGCCUCAAGCUACUCAGCAGCCUACCGAGCAUAAUGAGUCUUUCCUCGAAAGGAUCCUUGAUCGCCACCACGAGCAUGAAAACAAGGGCCAGGCUGCCGAGAACAAGCCUCAGGCCGACGAGGGUGAGCUGCAUUCCGAUCUGAAGAAACACGAGGAAGGCUUCAAGCAAUACCUCAAAGAGGAUAAGCAACUUGAAGAAGAGGGCCAAGCCUAUGGAGGCUUGAUGUAG